Molecule: messenger RNA, 2268 nt
Organism: Kogia breviceps (pygmy sperm whale)
Lineage: Eukaryota; Metazoa; Chordata; Mammalia; Artiodactyla; Physeteridae
Source: RefSeq, a predicted model, not a curated record
CCCUGUUGAAAAUAAUAAUGGGCUUAAAGAGAUGUUGUGUUAUAUUACUUGGUGCUGUGGGAGAGAAGGAGUUAAUAAAGUGUGACUCUUGGGUUUUUUAAAAUUUAUUUGUAAAUACACUAGUUUUAAGCUUCACAUAAUCUUACUCUCUUAUAGUCUCCAGAAGAAAAUAAACUCUUGAUCCAUAUUUGUGAGUGGGUGUUCUUUCAGUAUAUUUGGGCUUGCUAGUGAAACAAAUGUCAAUAAGAUUUUGAAAAUGUUUCAUUUUAUGAAAAAUAGGCUUGGAGGAAAUCCAAAUUACUAUUGAAUUAAACCCUAGUGAGAGAUUGAUAGAUGAGGUUCAGGACAUACUACUCCAAAAUAUGGCACCUUGGCAUAUUGAAUAUUUUAAGCUGAGGGAGUUUGAGAAAACAGCAAAGCUGAGAAGUCACUCUGACCUCCCGCACUUUGCCCUCCUUCCUUGAAAUAGGCCAUAAAAUCGUCAUGUGAGAGGUGUCCUCCCUAUACCUGGAGGAAAGGAGCAUCCUUAUCUUCGAAGACAAAGGGGCAUGAAGAAGAAUCCUAAUAAACAGGCCUUGCUCAGUAUCCCCCAGUUUAUUACACUUACCUCAUACUUAACCUAUCGUUCCUCUGCGAAUGUCCACCUUUCGUCAAACCUAGCAUAAAACCGGAAUUGAUUUAAACGUGGUCAUGCUUCAGGAAUCCAAAGUUUAUUAUAUGAAUACCAGUCAACAAUCCUGUUAUAAAAAUGUGCUUAUCCCAAAGUGGCAUGAUAUAUGGACACAGAUACAGAUUCGGGUAAAUAGUUCCAAACUGGUCCGAGUCACCCAGGUGGAGAAUGAGGAGAAACUGAAGGAGCUAGAGCAGUUUAGUAUCUGGAAGUUUUUUUCCUCCUUUUUAAAAGAGAAAUUGAAUGACACAUAUGUUAACGUGGGUCUAUACAGCACAAAAACCUGCCUCAAAGUUGAGAUUAUAGAGGAAGACACCAAGUACAGUGUCAUUGUGACCCGGAGAUUUGACCCCAAACUCUUCCUCAUUUUUCUCCUUGGACUUAUUCUAUUUUUUUGUGGUGACUUGCUGAGCAGAAGUCAAAUCUUCUACUAUUCCGCUGGAAUGAGUGUGGGAAUUGUGGCCUCUUUACUAAUCAUCAUUUUUAUGCUGUCCAAGCUUAUGCCCAAGAAAAGUCCCAUUUACAUCAUCCUGGUAGGAGGCUGGUCCUUUUCUCUGUACCUCAUUCAGCUAGUUUUUAAAAAUUUACAAGAGAUCUGGAGAUGUUACUGGCAGUAUCUUUUAAGCUAUGUCCUUGCAGUUGGAUUCAUGAGUUUUGCAGUCUGUUACAAGUAUGGGCCCUUGGAGAAUGAACGAAGUAUCAACCUGCUGACUUGGACCUUGCAGCUGAUGGGCUUAUGUUUCAUGUAUUCCGGUAUCCAGAUACCACACAUUGCCCUUGCCAUUAUCAUCACUGCACUGUGUACUAAGAGCCUGGAGUACCCUAUUCACUGGCUAUACAUCACCUACAGAAAGAUGUGUAAUGCAACAGAAAAGACUGUCCCCCCUCGUCUUCUGACAGAAGAAGAAUAUCGGAUACAAGGAGAGGUAGAGACCCGAAAGGCUUUAGAGAAGCUUAGAGAAUACUGCAACAGUCCAGACUGCUCAGCUUGGAAGACUGUUUCUCGAAUCCAGUCUCCAAAAAGAUUUGCUGACUUUGUGGAGGGAUCUUUCCACCUCACACCAAAUGAGGUUUCUGUCCAUGAGCAGGAGUAUGGGUUAGAGAGCAUUAUUGCCCAAGAUGAACUCUAUGAAGAAACAUCCUCUGAGGAGGAGGACUCAGAUUCUCGGUACCCCCACAUCACACAACAGAACAGCUUCUUGACUUAGGUGGUCGUCAGUUAUUUUUAUGUGGAUUGGUUUGGUACCUCAAUGGUCCAGGUUGCAUGUGUUGUGCAAUUGCUUCUCAAAUCUUGGAAGUAGGGUGAGAUAGUGCUGAAAUUCUCCUGCUGAAAUUAGAGGCCUGAGUAGACCUCCCUCUGGAAAUGGUCUCGGUGGUCUCUGGGGUCCCAAGGAAGCAGAGUGGAUAAAGCAGUGACUGCUUCCCAAAACGUCCCAUUGGUUAAGUUCUCGGCUCACCUUUAUAUUUCCUAAGAAACUGGAUUGCCACAGCUAGCAUGGCAUUGCAGCUCCUCUUUGAAAGUUGAUUCAGUCGUGGCAUUUCAAACUCAGAAGUGAGAACUGUUAUAUGUGAAGUAAUGCUUUCAGACUAUGGGCUGC